Podarcis lilfordi (Lilford's wall lizard) is the source of this 28061-nucleotide messenger RNA. Lineage: Eukaryota; Metazoa; Chordata; Lepidosauria; Squamata; Lacertidae. The record is from the annotation of a GenBank genome assembly.
AUGAAGAGGAAGAAGGAAGAGCCCAGCGCUGAGCAAGAGACCGCGGUGUGACCUUUCCUUUGUGCAUCAUCUUACUUCUCUCUGUUGAGUUGGAGGAGCACAGCAACUGUGGUAUGAUGCUGUUACCCUUGUAGGCUACCUCCUGCCCACUCUCAUGGCUCUGCCCUGGAGGGAGGGGACUGAGGAGUGCAGCACCCCCCAGCACAGGGCUGCAGGUGGCCUCCAGACAAAUUUUCUAGAGCCCUUAAGUCAAUUUCAAAAAAGCCCUCUGCAAGGUAUUAGUUUAGACCUCUGGGAAGAGAAAGCUUUCCCUCCACCAACAGCCUGCUGUGCAGGGAGACAGGACAGAGAGAGCAGAUGUCAGAAAGUGAGUGAGAGAGAAAGGGGUGCCAGAAAAAAAGAGAGAAAAGGGGUGACCCCACUCAUUUUUUUGGUCUGGCCUGUUCUGGCCCUACCCACAAUGAUCAUGUGCCCCUGACAGAAUGUGGCCCUCAACAGGAGAAAGGGUUGCCCGCUCCCACACUAGCAUCUCUGCAUCAUCAUAAUUAUUUUUAACAUCACCACAGAUUUGUGGAGGUGUCAACGGAGAGGUUGGAGCAAACCAAAGGAAUGGUGUUUCUGGUGGAGGCUUAGUGGGGAGAACCUAGCUCCAUGUCCCCCAUGGAGAUGCUGCCCCUCUCCUUUCGGCUCUUCCAUGGAGCUUGAUGGAUUAGCUCAGGAAGGGAUACUGGCAGGAAGAGAUGAACCCAUUAUGUGAAUGAUAGCCUCUCUCAUCAGUGCCAGCAGUGGGAAGAGAAGAAUGUGGAAGACGUUAAUCUGCUUUAUUACAUUUGUUUCUCUCUCCUUGUUUUUCUCCCCUAGAGACUUUGCAGGCUUGGGGGGCGGGGGGGAAACCUCGCUCUGUGCAGAUAGGAAUGUAACUGAGGAUCCAGAAGCCAAGCUGGGCAAAAUGGCAAUUCUACACGGUGUCCUAUUUGGAAUUACCCUGAGCCUUAGAGACGGUGGGUAUCAUGACUUAAAAGAUUCUGUUAGCUUCUUAAGAUACGACUUUAUGGGGUUUUUUUCAUCUAUUGUGUAAGAAAGCUGCCUGCAAAAUCCUCCGGAUAUAAUCAAAAUGAAUUUGAAAGUUCAUUUAGAAACAAAGCACUAAUGUGCUUAUAUUGGAUUAUCUUAAUGAACAUUCUGUCAUACACUUUCAUAUAAAAUCUAGUAGAUGCCCCCCUUUCUACUGAAGCAUUGCCACUUGCACACUGAAAAAGAAGAAGAAAUUCAUAACAAACAAACAAAAAGAGAUGUAGUAAGUACAGCUAUUUAGAGAUGCUAUUUACAGAAAGACUGUGACCAGGUGACCUUAUGUGCCUGCUCAGUUUGCUGUCCCAGGUCCUCACAGUUGAGGGGCAAGCUGAAGACCUUGCAGCUCCUCCUCCUUAUGGUUUUAAACUCAACUUGGACUGGAUAGUCCUCCCAAGAGAGGACGUCCUCAAACAGAAGAUUGUCCUAUGUAAAGUAGGACACAUGGCCACUCUAUUAAUUGCUGAGCCCAUUUCAAUUAUUCAAUAAAACCAAAAAAGGCAUGAGAGAGAAGGGAGCCUUUUAGCUAUAUAAAUAUACUUGUUUUAACUGAUUUUAAUAUUGUAUUUUUCCAUUGUUGUAACCCAGCUUGGGACCUUAUAAUUAGGUGUAGGAUACGAGACCUAAUUAAUAAUAAUGAAUGAACAAAUACUACCACUAUUACUACUACUGCAGGCCGCCUGACCCUUGACAGUGUAAAAUUUCCUGAGCUGGAACUAUCAUUCUAAUGCAUGGUGUUCCAGUGUGUUUAUAUUAGGAUUGAGGAACUAGAUCUGGCUAAAGAAUCAGAUGCAUAGCGGCCAAUCCUCCAUGGGCCACUUGGGCAGAUGAGAAGGGAUGCCUACCUGUCAGUCACCUGACAUCAGCUGACUGAAACUGCAAAGGAAGAUUGUUCCUUCAUUUGUGAUCCCAAAUUGAAUCAGAUACUUUAAAAAUUUAAGCUAUGGCUGCAAAGGAAGACUCGAGAAUGCACCCCUGAUGCUUUCUUUGUAGCCUUGGCUUGAAUUCUGCCCUUUUUGAAUAUAACUAACACCUUUUUCUGUCAUCAGGCACAGGAAAAGUGGGCAUGGUUCACCCAAGACAGCCUGGGGGGCCGACUUCUGAGACCAUUACUGCUUUUUAUCAUGAGGGCAUAAUUUGAUGCAUGUCACGCCACAUAUCUUUAUUCUAUGGGGCACAGGAGAUUAAUACAGAAUAAAUCUAGCCCUGGAAGUAUCCGAUGAGCUGACUGUGGAUGGCAUGCAAGUUUAUCUUAUGAUAAACUCUCUUAACCUUUCCAAGCUUCUCAUCUCUGCCAAGAGACCAGAUUUGCACCAUAGUAGCAAAGCUGUACAUGCUGGUGACUUGAGCUCUUUUUAGGAGGACUUACAAGUCUGGCUGAUUGCCAACAAGCACACAGCAAUUGUUCUAUUUUCUUAGCCCAUAAUGGGAAUGUAAAAUUUGUGUCCAGUAAAGAUGACCAACUAUGAGCUAAAUAUGAUGUCAUUCCAGGGAAGGGGUCCUCCCCCCCCUUUUUGUAAAGAAAAAAAAUAGAAACUAAAUAGGUUUUAAUCAAUCUUUGUCAAGUUCUAGGGAAUGAUGUUGCUGUAGGAGAUGGCUGAAAUGUUCCAAACCUGUAAUUCUAAAGAGCAGUAAAAUAAUGGGCAUGAAGCCACAAUGAGGAUUCAUCUCCUCACAGAAUCAGUUUUAAAAGUUCACAGGAGUCCUUUUCUCCUUCUCAUUGCCAUGGAGCUGAAUGAAGACACUCAUACAAGACUUUGGCUAGUUCAACUAUACACAAAAACAAGGCUAGGAAAGCAGCCUAACUCAUCUAACAAUGGAAGCCACCCUGGUACAAUUUGGCCAUCGCAACAAAGCGUGCUCUCUGGAUACCACCACCUUAUACAUUGUUACUUUGGACCAAGUCCCACUGAACUCAGUGGAAGCCUAUUUCUGAUGUAGGAUCAAUAUAUUUUAGAUUCAUUGUCUUCUCAAAGAGCAUUCAAAAUGCAUUCUAACCACAUUUUAGCCACAAAAAGUGUGCAAGUCUCAUCUCCAUAAAAUAAGUGUCAAGAUUACCUUACCUUACCGCCGCUUUAAGAUGUUGAACUAUCUAUGCCACCUUGUACAAAUCUGGGGAUGCUAGCCAAUAGGCAUCCACCAGAGCUGAAAUUUCUGCAGUUUAGAUUGAACCAUGAUGAAAACUGCAUAACUAGGAUUUUUUUCUCCAAAGCUUGCACUAGGACAAACAUACACAUUUACUUGGAACUACCAAACCAUCUCCCAUCGUGCUUAAUAAGUCCUGCCCCCCUCAUAUACAUAACUAUAUAGCCCUUGAUGUUUUCCAGAUGAACUGCUCACUACCAUUUUCAAGAUAAGUUCUUCCCCUCUAAGGAAGCCAUUUCCAACAAAACUUAUUUAAUAUGUUCAUCCCUAUAGAAGGUAAUAAUGUAAACAGAGUGCACUAUCCCCAGUUUCCACAUACACGUACAUUCAGACAAGGCUGUAUCAGAACUAAUCAAGCAGUGACAUUGUUUUUGCCCUCAUCCUUGUCUCUAAAAUUACAUUGGCAGACUUCAGUGUUGACUCUAAAUCAUAUGGCUCAGAGUUGUUUAACCUGCUAGUUUAUAUUUUCCAAGUAUCAAUACAGUGUAACCUCAGGUUACAGACACUUCAGGUUACAGACUUCACUAUCCCAGAAAUAGUACUUCAGGUUAAGAACUUUGCUUCAGGAUGAGAACAGAAAUCGUGCAGCGGCAGUGGGAGGCCCCGUUAGCUAAAAUGGCACCUCAGGUUAAGAACAGUUUCAGGUUAAAAACGGACCUCCAGAAUGAAUUAAGUUCUUAACCAGAGGUACCACUGUACUGCAAUGUAUGGAUGCAAAUGACUCAUUUUUGGUUGGAAUCAUGUGCAUCCAAAAGAAACAUAAUAAUAUUUGCAGUUUUUCAACUUUGAGAAAGAUGUUUAAAAAUGAAUGAGCAUCAACAGUCAAUAUAGGUGAGUGGGAAGUUAGUCGGUGUGUGUGUGUGUCAAGAUUUUUACCAUUAACACUAAUUGCCUGCAACUUUGCUUCAGGGUAUCUUUCAAGAUAGAUAAUAUAUUGUCUGUCUGGAUAAAUAUUAGUCUUGCUCGGAGCCAGAAUGUCUCUCAAAUGUUUAAUGGUAGGGUAGGAAACAAAACUGUGUGUGUGAUGAAGCUGUCUUCAAAGUUGUGCUUUGUUUUGAUCUUUUGACAGAGGUGAUGCUGCCAAGACAACUUUCAUUGCACCCGUUUAAGGUAAAUGACAAGUUUUUGUGACCAGCUGGAUGGGUGCAGGACAUGCACAAAUUGCAGGAAUGAAGCCAAGGAAGGGAGAAUGAGUCAAAUACCUUGUUGUACAGCUUCCCAAGAAGAAACUGUGCUAAAUUAUAAACAUGAACAUCUUUCCCAGCCUAAACCACUCUGCUAUGUACACUUGCACUACUAAUCCUAGAAUCUUAAACUGUGAAAUAGGAAUAAAUCCAAUAAUUGUGUUAUUUCUGACUGGCAUUUAAAGGUAUUACAAAAAUAGAAGUAUCAGGUUAAUUUCAGGUUGUACAGUUACUGCAUUCCAAUAUUACCUAAAGUAGAAAGGAUACUUUUAAAAAAUCAUAAUACAGUUGUAUGGUGGGUUUUUGCACUGAGGCUGAUAUGGCUAUAAGAAGCACUUUAUUUCUACAGGGUCAGUAGAUAUAUGUUUUGGGAUGAGGUUAGACCAGCAUCUAAACGUUCAUGGCUUUGUUGCUUGCAAGGAUACAGUCCCUCAGGAGAUAGAAACAAAGAAAACCAAACAUCUACUCAGUAUCUCUUACCUUCUACUUAUAGCUUAUUGCUAUAACCAUCUGAUGUGUUCUCUGAAUUUCAAAGCUGAAUGCCUGGGUGGUCAGUGAAUUUAUGAAUUUUUCAGAGGGUGGCUGAAAAUGUUUUAUAUUAUUUUGUCUGGCCAUAGAAAAUACUGCAGUGACCAAAUCUUGUCAUAAUUAUCAUUGUAAGCAAUAGGCACUAUAUUGAAAUUGAAUGAAAUCCUGUGCAUAUUUAGGUAUGCAGUAUACAAAACUGUGGGCUGGAUUGAUUCUGCAUCUCUGAUUAAUGGAAAGAAUUGUUAUCUACCCCAUCUAUUUAUUGAAUGUACCUGCAGUCAAUUCGCACAGUCACAUUUAUGAGUGACCACACGUGUAUAUAGACCACUAAUGAUUCAAGUAAAGUCUAUAUAGAUUUAUAGAUUUAUCUAUAUACAAAUAUAGUCUAAGUUUACUCUUAAUUAUGCUGGAGCCUAGCUAGUGCACAGCAAUUUAUUUUUAUUUCAAAAUGUACUACGUUCUCUGAAAUACAUAUGUGUAGAGAUGGGCAUUGGUCAAACCCAGCAACUUUGAGAUCCUUGGAUGUACACACCUUGAACCUACCAGAAACAUUACAAGGCAAUCAUAUAUCUUUGUGAAAUAAAUUAGAAACUCAAAUGUUUCUUUAGUUAGGUUCGUGAAAGCUGUUUUUUCCACAGGGCAGAGAACUUGCCGAGAAGUUACAAAGACAACAGAUAACUCUUUCUGUCUUUGCUAUAUGACUCCAACAAGUUCCUCUUCUGGGAACAAUGACACUGAUUGUGUCAUUGGAUAUAACAGUAAUAUUGUAUGUAUUCAGGGUCAAAGGUGCUAUACAAAAGCUAAGUGUUAGCGAUAAAGCACAAGCUUCAGUCCAUUCCUUUUGACAAACUACUUAAACACCUACUUAUAUCUAGCUGUAGGCUUUGAGAAUCACAGCUACCUUGGAAGUUAGUUCCUUUGAACAACUUGAGCACAGAGUCAUUGAAAAGGGAUGGAAUUAAGUGUGCCUCCAAACACUUGCUAGGCCAGACCUAAUGAUAGUGGUCCAUAUUCACCGUUACUGUAAUUCCUGUGACCUCCAUGGAUGUUCAAAACUCUCCACAUUUAAUGGUACUGAUGUGUCCUUAUCAGCCAUCCAAACCUCCUUUGAGCAGUGCACGAGAUUCCAGGGGUCUUGGCACUUAACCAAGGUUUGUGUUCCAUUUGGAAAAUUAAGGCACAUAUGCAGUGUAUUGAAGUCCUGAACAGGAUAAGCGUUAUAGCCUGUAUUUUUACACUGUUCUUUCUAUCUUCCCUUAAUACUCCAAAUAUGAGCUACAUGAUAAUAUUUACUAAUUUAAGAGUUUAGGGGGAUCUGCCUGACAAACCCAUAACAAUAUGUUUACUGCCAUUAACCGACAACCUGGGUAUUGAGACUCACUAUAUAGUCAUUUUCAAGCCAUCUAUAUUGAUUUAAAACACUGGGGAAUCUAACUCAUCCAGAAUGCAUGUAUCAUCCAUGGGGAAUAUGCCAGCAGAAGCCCCUGCAGUUCCUAGAUGUAAAUCUAUGUCAUGGGCAUCAGAAAUGGUAGCGAUUGUGGUAUUGGAAUGUCUGAGGAAACAGAUAAAGGCAUUGCCUGUAACAAGAGGAGCAAAUAAGAGUAAUUGAGGGCACGGGCAGAAAUACAACUUGGCAUAGACCUUGAUGCCUUUCCAAGGCACUCCAGUGUGGUGUAGUGGUUAAGAGCGGUAGGCUCGUAAUCUGGUGAACCGGGUUCACGUCUCCGCUCCUCCACAUGCAGCUGCUGGGCUUGGGCUAGUCACACUUCUCAGCCCCACUCACCUCACAGAGUGUUUGUUGUGGGGGAGGAAAGGAAAGGAGAAUGUUAGCCGCUUUGAGACUCCUUCGGGUAGUGAUAAAGCGGGAUAUCAAAUCCAAACUCCUCCUCUUCUUCAUCUGAAAAAGUCUGAUGCUUCCAAGUUCAUUAUAAAGGAUGUCACGUUUAGGGAGCUUUCUUCUGUCAUAAUUAUGGGUCAUGCCCCAUAUUAAACCUCCACCUGCCCCCAUCAGUGGUAGCUGUUACCUGUUACACAUGCUCUGUUCAUCUGCGAUACUUUGGCCAACUUUUAGAGCUGGCAAGACCAAACUGUGUAGUAGUUAACAAGAGACAGUCAGUUGGGUCAUGUCAGGACAUAUCUCUGCAGCAGGGACAAACGAGUCUUAAAUGUUCCUAGCAUAGCCCCACAGUCCAUCCCCCUUUGCUGCGGACGAUUUGUUCAGAUCUCACUGCAUGGAAAAUCUUGAGCCUAUCUUGAAUGCCUUCUGUGUCUUGUUUUGUUUGCUCACAUUGCAUUUCCCCCCCUAAAACUCUGAAAUGUCUAUUCAGGCUUCUUUGUGGGAAACCCCCUGGACAUAAGGGUAGAUGAAAAUAGAUGCUGUUAUAUUAACUAUUUUUAGAUCUCAUUGUAAUUGUGCCUAUCGUGCAGAAAGUUCUUGCCUUGCUAUGCCAUACUGGUUGGUCUGACCUGGAUCUCCAGCUCUUGUCAGUAAAAAGGAGUCUUACUUGAACUGAGGACAGGGAAACACGAAGGCAGAAAAUGUCCCCGAAGCUGGCUACAUUUGUUUCUGCUCCCCUUUUUGCUCUCUGGAUUCCAUCAUAUAGGAACCUAAAUAGAAAUAUUCCUCAGUAGUCUUCCAGCCUCAGUAGCCAUAGAAACCAGCUAUUUUUAUCUAUUUUGCAUGAUAUCAAUAAAUGACUUUUUCUACACUGGAUAGACAGGUCAACUCAGCUUCCUGCUAACUGGAUGUCCUUAAUAAGCCAUGCAUAUCUCUUGUAUAAUAUUGUACACUGAGAAUAGAAAACAGGAUUGUUUGUAAGUGCACAAAGGAUCCUGCUAUGUAGAUAAUUCACAUUCUAUUACGUACCCUUUCAGAGAGAGAAAAUAUUUACGAGAAUUUUUAGAAUACACCCUUUGUAGUAUUUAUUUAUUUUAAAAAAUGUAUUGAGAACCAGGUGGUGGUUGUCAUUUAUCCUUGAUACACAAGCAUUCGCUUUUAACAAAGAUGACAGCUUUUUUAAAAAAAAGACACACCACAGUGUCUCCUUCAGAUUAAAUUAAUGACUGUGAGAAUAUCAUUGUAACACUAAAGAAAGCCAGCCAAAAAUAGUGUAAUUGUUUUAUGGAAUCCAGUCUGUAUUUGCUAAAAGAGGCUUUUAUAAAGCAGGAUAAAUAAUCAAAUUUGUAUGCUCAAUAAUCAAGUGCACUUCACAAAAGAACAUAAUUGCAAUUUGUAAUGCAGGAUGCUUCUCCUAGGAUUUCCGGUCCCACAAUUGGAUGAUUAUGGUAGUCUGCCAUAUCUCUUUGGAGUCCUAAAUGUUUAUCCAUUUAUUUACAUUGCAGAGAUGAAGGCAUUGCAAUACAUGUAAAAUGUUUAUUUGAAACCUAUACAGUAGAGUCUCCAUUGUCAAAACCUUAAUUGAAAACUUGUUAUCCGAAUUCACUGUGUACUUCAGAACUUCUGUAUCCCUCUGAAAAUAAUAUUUCCAUUUAUGUGGCCCACUGAGUAUCUGAAUGCUUUGGAUGACUCCAAGGCCAUUUCAACACACAUAUCUGUACAGAAUUGCUGUAUGUGCCCUUAAAAUCCUAUGAGCCUUUUGGUUGGGGAAUUUUUUCUGGUGAAAAAAAAUGGUGCUAAAAAUACAUAUUCAUGGAUUGUAUGUGAUAUAUAUGAUAUAUAUUGAUACAAAGUAAGGCUCAUUGACAACUUGCUAGAUGUUACUGAGAUUACCUUGCUAAAAUGAAAGAGAUCGUUCUACAUGCCCCAAAACCUUAGCUAUGAUAAAAUCAGAGAAGCCCAACUGACUUUAUUACUGAUGCAAUCCUGCUGAGCAUGUUAUAUAUACUUUCCAGUGCUUCUCAACACUGACACAGCAGGACCCUCUUCCAAUUGGAUCAGUAAACCCCUCACGGCACAGCUGAUUUUCUUUUAGCCCUUAACAGAUAUAUUUUGGGUUGUAACAACAUAAAGCCCAAAGACUUCUGCUCUAACAAGGUGGUUUACAAGGUUGUAUUAUAAAUUAUAGAUGCCUAUCAUGUCUGUAUCUUUCACUGAAAUACUUGCCGAUCGAUUGGCCUUCUGGCUGAUUAAUUCCCUUUUCUUCCCAAUGCCCGUUUUCGAACCAGCUUGCUUGACUUCAGUUCCUUCCUUUGUAUUUUCUUUCUGUAAACUAUGCACUUGAAGUAAGCACUUUUUUGCUCUAACUGUGAAAGCAUGCUUAGGAGAGCAGAUAUGUUAAUUGCUGUAAUAAACAGACUUUAUUAUUACGUCUCUGUGCAGUCUAUAAAUUACAUCUGCUGUUGCUUGAUGCUUUCUUUAUUGUUACUACGGAUGAACUGAAAUACAUCCCUAACCUGAACCACUGGUUACUUAAACAAGUGAAAGGAGCACAAAGGUAGAAACACUUGCUGACUAUGAUCAGGAAUAGAAAGCAAAAGGGUGGCUGAAAGAGAAGGCAAAUGAGGCCGCUUUGCUGGAAAAUGAGCUGUCCACCCUCCUUUUUAUUAUUCAGUAUGAUGAAAACAACACAGAAAUAGCACAGCCAUUACAAUGUUUUCAGUUAACAAGUUUUUAGAUCUAUAUACACUACCCUGGCAGCCUAGAAUAUUCUAGAUGUUUGGGCCACUGGGCCAGGAAAUCCAAAAGGUGCCCUCCAAAGUGGCACAUGCCUAACAUCUUGCUGUUCUUUAAAGCCAUCUCCAAAUCUGAUGCUUAAUGGUAGGAUGAACUCUGCAUGACAAUGUGUAAAGGAAAUAGAAUGAGUGGGAAGGUCCUCUUAAAUCCCUGCUGAUGUAUCUAGGCAUAUCCACCCUGGCACCUCCAGGCAGGGAUGAAGAAAAACCUGUAGUUAGUGUAGACCAGUGAAGGCCAAACUUGGCCCUCCAGCUGUUUUGGGACUAUAAUUCCCAUCAUCUCUGACCACUGGUCCUGUUAGCUAGGGAUGAUGGAAGUUGUAGUCCCAAAACAGCUGGAGGGCCAAGUUUGGUGUAGACUGGUGUAGACCAAGGAUGAGGAAUCACAGGCCUGGAGGCCAAUGUAAAAGCCUCUUUCAAGCCCUCAUGACUCUCCCUUGGCCAUACAUGCUUUCCAGGCCACAGCCCUCACCAGCCCUGCUUUGUACUCUCCUAGGGUGUAGUUGCCUGGCUGGAAUAUGUAUGCAAACUCGGGUUAGGAUUGCCUGGAUGGAAGACUGAGGGAGAAACUAGUCUACCAUAAAGGUAAAGGGACCCCUGACCAUUAGGUCCAGUUGCAGACGACUCUGGGAUUGCGGCACUCAUCUCACUUUAUUGGCUGAGGGAGCCGGCAUGACUAAGCCGCUUCUGGCAAACCAGAGCAGCGCAUGGAAACGCUGUUUACCUUUCUGCUGGAGCGGUACCUAUUUAUCUACUUGCACUUUGAUGUGCUUUCAAAAUGCUAGGUUGGCAGGAGCAGGGACCGAGCAACUGGAGCUCACCCCGUCAUGGUGAUUCGAACUGCCAACCUUCUGAUUGGCAAGCCCUAGGCUCUGUGGUUUAACCCACAGCACCACCCGCAUCCAUACAAACAUAAUAAAUUCACAUUUGCUGAUGUGCCCACUCUUGUCUCUGGUCUGUUCCAUUGGCAAUGCUUUUUACUAGAACCAACUAAUAUGUCACCAAAUCAUGACAAGCUUUCCACUUCUACAGAAGUCUAUCAGGCAAGAUGCUACACAAAGUAUGGGGGAGGGGAGGGGGAAGUACAAAAACUAGCCUGAGUGUUGUAACCAGGUCAGUUUACAGAUUCAGUUCCAAGAUGGAGAUUGCAGAGUGACUGGCCUCUCCCAGGUGUCAGAGCCAUGAGGAUCCCCCUUAUCCAUUCUCCUCGUAUGUUGUGUAAGAUAUUUGAGUUCUGGGGAACUCACAAAUUUGUUAGAAUUUUGUGACAUUUUGGUUGGUCCUAAGACAGCUAUUGCUCAGGGAGAUCUUGAGAUGAAGACUGAAACCAAAGAAGCAUCCAAAAGACGAAAAUGUUGUAGUUACAGAUAACCUUGGCCAGUGGCGUAGCGUGGGUUGUCAGUACCUGGGGCAAGGCAAGUAAUUUGCGCCCCCUAACCCGUGGAUUUGCGCCCCCUAACCCUAACCCCCAGAUGUUGCGCCCCGCCCCCCCUGCACCCCCCACACUACGCCACUGACCUUGGCUACCCUCACAGGUCUAAUUCCAGCAUUUAAUCUACUGGAUAAAUGGUUCUUUAGUAAGAUGGGUGUGUUCCCUAAUACCUUUUAUUGCCUUAGAUAUUCCAGGUUCUAAAAAUAAAACUGCAAAAGUUGUCACCAGUUUUAAAUAGACUUGAAGGAUUUAUUUAAACAUGAUGGUUUGUGAUUUUAUAUAUAUAUGUAUAACUUUAUUUUCAAGGUCUAGGCCUUCAUAAGACAUACCUGAAUGUAUUAAAACAAUACAAAUACAAUAAAAAAUCAACAGAAAGAUAACCAACAUAAAUCAGAUUAAAGCAGCAAAAAGAAUACAGAGAGCCUCCUUUUUUAAAAAAAAAAAAAAACCCAAUCCAAAUAAAAAGAAACCAGCCUUUUAUAAUAUUUCAAGAUCACUUGUCUUUUUUGUUAUUUCCCAAAGAGAGCAACCCUAGUAUGAGAAAAGGACAUAUGAAACACUAUCAUCUAUAUGUAGCCUAUAUCCAAAAUCCAGGAAGGUCACUUGAAACUCUGUAAGAGAUCAAUAAACCUCAGAUUUAAGCCUUAUUUGAUGUGGAGAGCUCCAAAUCUAGUAAUCUAAUCCAAAAUGAAAAAUAAAUGUGUGAACCACCCUAAAGAUGAAGUGUAAAAGAACCACAAAGCCUUUUACACUCAAAUCCCUUUCUCUGCUUUAAUGGUAAAAUAUAUUCCUGUGAAUUAUUAGAUUAUUAGAAUUAUUAGAUUCCUUAGGUAAGAUAUAAAGAACAAAGUAGCAGCAGUCUGUAUCAAAACAAGUACAUGCUUCACAAAGCUUUUUGCUGGGAUAUAAAAUGUCAAGACAAACUUUAUUAUCUAUUGCAGUGGUGGGCAGACUUCAAACAUGCUUUUCCCCUAGAACUCAAGAGCUGGAGUGAAGUGCAAAAUAUUGGCUUAGAAAGAGGAACAGACAUAUGCUUAGAACUAACAAAGAGGGCUCCUCUAGGAAUAACCCAUCCCAGAAUAUUUUUCAGUGUUGGAACUGAAAUAAAAGUCCUUUCACACAAAAAUCCAUUCUUGGUUUCCCCCCCAUCUAUGCUUUUUUUUUGGUUUUUUGUUUUUUUGUUUCAGUAGCCUAAUUUCAGGAGGAAAGCUGAAGUUAUGGGAGUCAGAUAUCUUUGCUAAGGACCUGGUAGAUAUGGAUCAACUUUUUGCCUACCCCUGACUAUUGUAUGUGUGUCAUUAAAAGUUGAAUAAAUUAUACCGGAAACUUCAACAAACAUGUUAAAAAACCCCAUUUAUUAUAAGAUACAAGGCAUUUAGAGAUAUCCUAAGGUAAAACUUCAAUAGGGGCUCUUCCAGAAAUCAGCUUCCAUAGGGACAGCAGCUGCUGAUCUGAAAGUACAUUUUAACCAAAAAAAAGUGCUGGUAAAAGUGCUAAAGAAGUAUUUAAAAAGCAAACAAUUCAGAGAAUGGGCACAUAAUAGCGUUAAGAAGAUGAGGUCCGCAUGGGGCAACUGAGAUUAGGGCCCUGAGCAGACUCUUUCAGAGGUCCUGACAGGUUCAGGCCGCUUCCAGCUGUUGAGGAUGCUAGUGAUAAGAACAAUAAAAGAGAUGACAUGUGAAAACAAUUAGACACAAAAAACUGGUUUUGCUUAUAUAAACAGCAGAUUUCAGAAGACAUGUUCAUCAAGGUCCAAUUUUGUGCCAUCAGAACCGAUGUAUUUUUACGAAUAUUUGUGAUCAUUUUAAACUCUUUAACAGGACAAAAUCUGUAUCAGUUAACAACAACAAAAUUACAUUUAAUUUGCUUAAAUUUGCAGCCCUAAUUGGACAGAGUGGGCCACUUUUUGGGGGGAUGUCUGAUGCACAUAAAUACAAGUUGUGAAACUUAUCUAAUGCCAAAAAACAAACAACUGUGUGAGGUCUCCACCCUAAAUCAAUAAGUGUCUAAAUUUAAUGCCUUGGCAAAAUGGCCUUCCUGGGUCCCCCUCUGCUUGGCCUUUGCCCUGAGUGCACAAAAAAAAACAUGGCUCUGGCACCUGUCUUUUACUUCACAAAACAGUUAGAAAGAAGUGAUUGAUGCCAAAGCUUGAUAAAUAGCAGGUUAGAUAAGAAAAAAAUUAACCUGAAAUGGAGUCAGUGAAAGCUAUUAUUUCAAUGGCAUUUCCAUGUAAGCAUUUGUUGGUUUGUACCUUUAUUAUAGGUAUUUAGGGAUGCGGGUGGCGCUGUGGUCUAAACCACUGAGGCUUAGGCUUGCCGAUCAGAAGGUCGGCGGUUCAAAUCCCUGCAACAGGGUGAGCGCCCGUUGCUCGGUCCCAGCUCCUGCCAAUCUAGCAGUUUAAAAGCACGUCCAGUGCAAGUAGAUAAAUAGGUACCCAUAACCCCAGUCAAGCUUGCAAAAAUCUACCAUUUGCCUGAUAAUAAAUGUUGGAAAUGUAAAGAAACUGAAGGUACAUUUUUUCACCUUUGGUGGACGUGCCCAAAGAUUAAGGCUUUCUGGGAGAUGAUAUAUAAUGAAUUAAAAAAGGUAUUUAAAUAUACCUUCUUGAAGAAACCAGAGGCCUUUCUCCUGGGCAUAGUCGGCCAAUCGGUGUUAAAAAAGGAUAGAACUUUCUUUAUGUAUGCUACAACAGCAGCAAGAAUACUCAUCGCAAAGUAUUGGAAGACACGAGAGUUACCCACACUGGAGGAAUGGCAGAUGAAAAUGAUGGACUACAUGGAAUUGGCGGAAAUGACUGGCAGAAUCCGUGACCAGGGAGAAGAGUUGGUGGAAGAAGAUUGGAAGAAAUUCAAAGAUUAUUUACAGAAAUAUUGCAAAAUUAAUGAAUGUUAGAGUGAUGUUGGAUUGAAGUUAAGUGGCUUCUAGCUGUACAGGCUUUAAAGUUAUAAAUAUAUCAAGAUUAAGGAUUAGGAUUAAAAAGGUUAAAAGAAAUGGAAAAAUUGGUUUUUAAUAGGUAAAAAUUUAAUGUUAUAAUAUAUUAAGAUUAAGGAUUGGGAUUAAAAAGGAGGGAAAGAAAUUGCUGGACUAACAAACUGAAUUGGAAUACAAAAGAGGGAGGUAUGAGGAAGUCCGGGAAACAAGUAAAUGUAAAAUAAGUUAUGAAAAGACGGAAUUGUUUUUAACUGUUUUUUUUCCUCUUUUUAUUUUUUCGUAUUUUGUAUUUUGUAUUUUUCUUUUUUCUUUUUAAGUUUCUCUUGUCUAUUAAUGUGACUUUAUUUUUUCUGAAAUUUUAAUAAAUAUUAAUUAAAAAAAAAAAAAAAGAUAAAUAGGUACCACUCCGGGGGGAAGGGAAAGGGUGUUUCCGUGAACUGUUCUCGUUCGCCAGAAGCGGCUUAAUCAUGCUGGCCACAUGACCCAGAAGCUGUCUGCGGACAAACACCGGCUCCCUCAGCCAGUAAAAUGAGAUGAGCGCCGCAACCUGAGUCAUCCGCAACUUAAUUGGUCAGGGGUCCCUUUGCCUUUAUUAUUUAACCCAGGCCCACUUCACAUAUAGGUUAGUUUUCAUAUAUCUUUUCCCCAAAACACCAAUGUCUCUUUGGUCAGAGGUCUGCACAUUUAAUUUUAUGGCAGCCAGCAGCAGCAGGCUGCCCUCAGUUUAAAAAUAACUAUUUUGACAGUUUUGAUGCAGCUAUGUGAACUACAUGAUUUUUGCAUUCUGUACUGCCUGGAGCUAUAUGAGCUGAGAAUAAGGCAGUAAGGAAAAAGAUCAGACAGUGCCAUCUGCAGGGCUUUCCCUCAGCUUUUUUCCCCACAGAACACAGCAGCUAGCAAAGCAGCACUUUGGAAACUUAAUUCCUUCCACGAGGGCACUUCGCCACAGCAGGAGUCUAAGAUCCACAGUAGGCUGAAGAUAGGCCAGGUUUUUUGGAUAUAAGUGAAAGCAAUGAAUGGUGUCAUAAACAUCAUUUACAGAGAUCCCUGAUGAGGAAGAAAGGAUAGAAGGGAAAAUUGUCACUUAACCCUUGGGUUGCAACCUUAUUGAUGAAGCUGUUAAAUUAACCUUUUAAAACUAAUUGCACAAGCAUCCCUGUUUACUCAGACAACAUCUGGAGAAAAGUUAAUGAUUUUGGAGAUUUUCAGUGCAAAAAAAUUAAGUAUAAAUUUCAUACAGAACCAUCUUAGAAGUAUUCUCCUUACUAAAGAUCCACCGUCUUCAAAUGGGCUGUAUGGGGUGUUAGGACAGGAGUAGUACCUCUACUGUUGGGGGACAUGUUGUGCUCCUUCUGGGGUAGUUUCUCCAUCUUUGGUCCCCACCCUGCACUCAGCUCUCAUCUGUGGCUCCUGGAAGCUGUCACCAUUUGACAGCAGCCACACCCCAGGAACAGCUUCAACUGGCCAGCUAAACCAGGUGAGAGUAGCUGAUGGGUCUCAAACCAUCAGUGAGUUAGGGAUUUUCACAGCAUGUGAAGACAGGUUCUGGCAGACUGAUGGAUGAGACCAAUAGUAAGUCCAAUGGUCAAGACGGUGGUUUCUGCAUGUGCUGUAGAAGGGAGGGGCAGAUGGGGCUCAUCAACCUGGAAAGGGAGUCCAUCUAGGAGAAGGAAAACUCUGAUCCUAGAUCUCUGCUGCCUUGCAGGAUACCUUGGGGGGGAGGCAAAGGAGUAAACCCUACAAAAAUCCAGAGUGGAGUCCCUAAGACGGUUUGAUGGUGCCUUGUAGGUCUUCUUCUGGCAACUCCAGCAGCCAACCUGGUGCCAAACAUAUUGCUCUGCUUUCAUCAGUGAAGCUGAGAGGAGGGUCUUGUCAUCUGGGCAGCCCAGGACCUCCAUACACACUGUGCAGGCUUAUGGCCUGGAGAGGUCACUUUGGUGCUACUACUGCAGCAAUUUGACUUCACCCCUGGAGGCACACUCCAUUGUGUCUUGAGGCAGAGGGAUGCCAACAGCCAUCUUGAAAUAGUGCCUGAUGAGAAGUAUGCAAAUGGCUUUAAAAACAAACUAAAACACUAUUCCCCCCCUUUCAGAACCAUUGCCUCAUGCAAACUGAUACAGAUUUAGUCAAUCUGAUCAAUUAUUUUAUCAAGUAGCAACCUGAUCCUGUUAGGUGAGCUAAAAAGCACAUUGAUUUGGAUGGGUUGGAGUGUGCUAUCACUGCCUAGAAUGCAGUUUCACAUAUGCACAGGAUUUCUGUGGUGACAAUCCUGUGCACACUUACUUGGUAGUGGUGAUGAAGCAGACUCAGUACUGUACACAAAAAGCUUGUACCAUACUAAAUUUGGAGUCAGUCUUCAAGGAAUUACAGCACUGUAGCUUUUACUUGGGAGUAAGUCCCAUUGAACUAAUUAUUUCCUUUUGAGUUCUAGUUAAAUGUGCUUAGACUGCAAACAGUCUAUACCGCUAUUUAUACGCUAUUUAUAUUUCUAUUUAUACGACUAUUACAUUUCUAGGAAAGCAGUAAUUUGGUGAAAUGCUGGCUCUCCUACAGGCAUGCACAUGCAUGGUUUCGGCUGGACUUUAGUUGGCAGGUGGCAGCUGUAAGAUUUAUUGGCGUGGGUUACGUGGACUCAAGUCUUCCGUGGCAUCAAUGUUAUCGACCUGUUGUGUGUGAAAGUGUACGCGGUUUACAUCUUCAUUAAAUUACAGAGGUGAAGUCAAUAUGGAGACGACAACAAAAUAAGAGAGUCUUGUUGUGCAUUAAAGACUUUAACCAUUCAUGAGAGAGGUAAGAAGUGUUGGUCUGCCAACUGAGGACUUCUCAUGCCUCAGAAGACUCGGUCCACAAAAUAGCUACACCUUUUUAAAGUGACACAAGGCUCUUUGUUGUAUUUUCCUAUCAACAGCGACAGCUCGCUCUGCAAGCACCGCGUUCCCUGCCCACUUCGAACCUUACCACUUAUUGCUCCCCCCCCCCCGCCCGCAGGACCUUUAGUGGACCUGUCCAGUAAAAGUAUGUUCCCCACAAGGUGGUAGCUUCCGGCGUAACUGCCUUCUCAGGGUCUCAGUUUCCCCCGUAGGUUCCGCCCAUAAAGAGGCGUGGUCUGCCUGGUGGUUGGCUGGGUAAACACAUAGGGGCUGUCCUUCAAAACGGCGGUUUCAAAACAGCCCGGGAGGGCGCGAAGCUGUUGCUCCUCCUACUAGCUGCCUUGACAUCUCUUUCUGCGGGGGGCUUAGAGUAGGGUUUUGAAGUGAAAAUAAGUAAGGCUAUGUAAUUUCUUUACUUCCUUUAGCAAAGGGUAGCCAGUCUAGGAAUGCAGAAAAAGCAAGGUCCCCCACCUCGGUGAGUGUGUAUUUAAAAAAAAACCCCAAACAGAGCAGAGCGCAUGCGCAAAGAGGAAGCGGGGGGAGGGGGGAAAGCAAGCCGAAGAGCGGCGGCAGACUCUUCAAGCUGAGCUUUCCAAGAGCUUCCUAAGACCUCGUGGCGCAACGGUAGCGCGUCUGACUCCAGAUCAGAAGGCUGCGUGUUCGAAUCACGUCGGGGUCACGGGUCCCCGGGAGGGGAUUUAUUUUACCCCUUCGAUGAAGUUGUAAGCAAGCGGAGUCGAAGGUUUAAAAAUACCUUAUGUUUAGAAACACGCCGGCCGUUUAAGAGCAGGGGGGGCGCCCCCUCGGGGUUUGCAGUGCAGGGCGAGGAACCCAGACGGGGGUGAAAACGGGCGUAAAAGGCGCGGGGGUGGGAGGGGCGUCGCGUUCCGCGUGGAAUGUGGCGAAUGGAGCGCGACAGCUUCGUGAGAGCGAGGAGACUGAAUCGUGAGGCGGGAAAGCGAAAGGGCGAGGCCCAGUUUGCUACCGUCCAGGACGAGUUAAUAGGACCGAGGGGCCAUCCAGAUUCAUUUGCCUUUUCUUUUCCAAAGGAGGGAGGAGGCAAGUUUGAAAAGUAAUAGCCGUUUAGGGAAACUACCUCACAGAGCACUGUGAAUUUUUAUAGGGCGUUAUUAAAGCCCCUCAAUGAGGUAAAUAUAGAGCAAAACAAGGUUCAGGAGAUGCUUUUGGGGAGGCCCUACGGAGUGCUUUUUUUCCUUAAAAAAUGUUUAGGGGUACUCUCAUUUUGACUCAAGAAAAUCGAUUUAUAGUUCAAAUCGGGGGAAAUAAAUACAGUAAAUAGUGCAAAGUAAAAGUACAGUGCAAAUACAGUAAAAGUACAAAGAUUCACAAAAUGUUUAGUGGUAUGUGUACCCCCAGAAAAAACACACCGGCCCUACCCCUUUUUACACUGCAUUCUGUUACUUGCUGUUUGUUCACAAUAUUGAAAACGUGGCCAUUUUCAUUUUUAAAACCCAGAUGUCCUAUUUUCUAUAUCCCUCAGAAAAAGAGAAGGGUGAAUCUGAAAUUUUAUCCUCUUUCCAGCCCCUCACUUUCACAUACAUUUUAAAGAACAUGGCAUUCAGAUUUUUUUUGAAAUGGAAAAUUAGGGACUGACAGGGUCGGCUCCAGAUUUGAGAAACUCCAGGGCAAAAGUGCUUUGGUGGAGCUGGCAGGAGGCUUACCUAGCUGUUUGUAUCAGCUGGUUGGGAUCCAGCCUCCCUUUUAAUUUUUCACAACAUCUGAUCUAGCAUUACUCUGGGGGAAUUGUGGGGAAUUAAAAGUGUGUCCCGAUGAAGCUGUACGGACAAGAUGUACUGACACUGCUGCAUGUGGGACACCCUGACCCCCAUUGCUCAGGACCUCCUCAGACUUGGAGCUGGUCCUAUCAUUCCCCCAAUUUUUCAUCCCAUAAAAUGUGUUCCUAGCCGCCGCAACCCAAAAAAAGGCAUGGGGACCUGGUGUGUGUGCGUGUGUAAUCUGCUGGCUUCCGAAGGGUUCCGAACGCUCGUGCCAGUUCUUGGGGUGAUUUAAUUGGAAACACCUAAAAGAUGUGAAGAUGCUCACCUCAAGGGUAUUCCUUCUGGGUGCCUCCUGACUUGCUGUUUUGCAGAAAUAAUUCUGGAAAUACUGGUUUCUGCAGUUAAAAUUGUUCCAUUGUGCUAGUGCAACAAAUCCACUUUCUUUUUAUAACCUGGACUUCUUAUGGUUAGGAAAGUAUUCAGAGUGUGGCAAGAAUGAAUGAUUGACAGGAAGAUGCGUAAACAUUCCACAAACAAAUAACAAAUGGUCAAUUAAUUAUAUAUAUAUAUACACACACACACACACACAUACUGCCGUUUCACAGAAAAUAUUUCACAAAAAAUAUAACAAGGUAAUAUAUGACAUAAAAGCAGAAUACUGCAGUAACAACAGUAAAAAUCGGUGAAAGCCAAUUGGUAAAAAUAUAAAAAGCAAUAAAGACCAGAAAUAGUCUGCUCUCCCUUUAAACUUUGUACAAGUAAAUCGGGAGGAAUGCUCAAUAAACAGGUUGUCUGGAGGAGCCCUUGGUAUGAUUUAUAUAUGGGGAUAAUAAGAGUUUUGAGGACAAAAUGUAUUCUGAGAGCGGAUUUUAGAAUAUAUACUGAUAGAUCUUAUACAAUAAAAACUCGUGCCUUUAAUCAUUUACUGUAUUUUCAAUUGGGUUACAAUAGAAAUAAGGUCAUAAAACAAGCUGGAACAGCACACUGAUGCAUCUGAUAAUAUUGGCUUGAGAGCAGGAAAAUAUGUAUAUGUAAAUCUGAAAAGCAGUUUUGUUCUUUGCCAUGCUGUACUGCAGUUAGUGGUUGGAAUCUCUUUUUUCUACUUAGCUGUGUUGUUACUAAUCGGAUCAUACUGCUAUGGGGGGAUGAUGUAAUUCUAAACACCAGUUUACUUAAGAGUUUUCAAGGGCAUGCAGUGUGCCUUCGUCUCCAAUAGGAGGUGCACCGCCUCUUUUGGCUCUCUCUUUUGCAGAGAGUGCCAGGAAGACAAUGAGUUUUUUGCACUGUGCCAUUUCUGCCCACCUUCUCUUUGCACAAACAGUUUAUCUUGCAUAACUGCAGUCCUGUUGAAAGAAACGUUUCUUUGCUUCUAUAGGGCAGGCUACAAUUAUAGCAUGUUACUUGGUGAGCUUCACAAGAUGUGGAGGGGAGUAUUAGACAUGGGACAGUAAUCCCUCCUCUGCUGAAAAGUCUAGUUUUGCCCAAAAUAUAUCCAAUCAUUCUGGCAGUCACUUUUAUUGGUUCAUCAUGAUUCCUGACACUCUUUCUAGUUAUAUAUACUUUCAUUUUUGGAGCACUUAAACUGAAAUUUUGGCAGAAUCAUUUUUGUUGGUGUUGUCAGUGAGAUAUGUCACUUUAUACUUAAUUUGGUUUCUACAUGUUUAUGAAUAUGCAUAUAAACAUUGCAAUACUGUUCAUCUCAUCAUUCUUUUAAGACCAUAAGAAAUCAUUCCAAAGCUGGCACAAAUCCAGAUGCAGCACUUAAGCUAAUUCAAGUUUACUUGUCUGAUUCAAAAGUGAUUAAUGGGGGGAAAUACUGCAAUAAAGAGAGUAUUCUUAACCAGUGUUGUGUUUUUUCCAUAGACCCUACCAUUAGGAGAUAUGGAGAAGGUUACUGUUGAUGUGCACAUAGAAAACAAGGGAAAAGAUUCUCCAGAACAAGGCUCUGUGGAACAAGACUCCAAAGAUGAAAUUGAUGUUACAGCUCUGAGUGACACUGAGCUAUGGGAGCUUCUCUGUGCAUAUGGAAUCACCCCUGGACCAAUAUUACGUAUGCUUCAGAAGAGUGAUCACUAAAACAGUGAUAUAAAGGGCAGUUGAGUCUAAUGUAGUGAGGAGUUGAAUUUGUAGUAACAGAUGAGUGAUUUCCAGAUUAAGGCAAAUAGUUGUCAAUCCCAGCUAGAGGCAAGCCAGUUCUGGGCAGGGAGAGUGUAUGUAAUUGAUUUGAGGUUCUUUUUUUGGGGGACAGAAUGAAUGUUUGGUUGCUGCAGGUCAGCAUGGGCACAUGGCUCCACCGCUAUGCCCAUGGUGCCUUGUCCUUGCAACCACUCCCUUGGUAAUUGACAGCAGCCUCUUUGUUGGGAAACUAGGUGAGCAAUGCCUCUGCCCUGCCAACAGCUACUGCAUAGGAGAGGGCAAAGAUACUGGAUAGUCCUCUGUUGGGAAUCCCCCAGUUCUAGAUUUCCUGCAUUGGUUAAAGCUCCAUCCAGCUGUAACUAUGAUUAUCAACCAUUCUGAGUAUGUAAAAUUUCCCGUUCAAUGCAAACAAUUUAAUAACACUUUGAAAUGCAGCAAGCUAUUGCUAAAAACAUUUGUGCUCUGGCCUGUUUCUUUUAGCUUCUACAAGGACCAUUUAUGAGAACAAGCUCCUGCAGUUGAUGAAGCAAUGCCCAGGAACAGCAGCUGAGUUGAACAGUGAGGUUAAUUCUGAAAAUGAUGGAGAAGGUAGUACAUAGUAAUCAUUCCCUAAAUGAAAUGCUUUGAGCCCCCACCCCCAAUAUAUAGUACAGUCCUAAUGGCUAACAUAGAUUUGUUGUAAAUUCAAAUGAUGACAUUCAUAAUUAAAGUAAGCAUGUUGUGGGGAUCUCAUUCUGGAGCAAUCUCAUGAAGAGUUGGCGUGUGUUUGAACCAUUCUCGGGAUUCAGUUGUGUGUGUGCUUUUCAGGUUUCACCAAUGCACAUUAUUUGCAUACAUAGUUCCCCAUCAUGUUAGGGAUGCAUGUGCAGAAGACUACUUUCAUGAGCAUAUGGCUGGCACAAGGUGCCUGGAUUCUGUAAAUUCAGAAAAUAGGAUUGCUGAAAGUACAAUGGCUUGGGAAACGAAUGCUUUACCUAUUUGAAUAGUAGAGUGUGGGGAAGGAUGUUCUAGAAAUCUACCUGAGAAUGCUUCAGGAAAGCAUAUCACUUUCGUAAAAUCCCAUAUCCUAGCAUUCUGCACAGUAAAUUCAGCUACUUCUGAGCUCUUGAGUUUGGAACUCCAUUUUUGAAAGUAUUGUGUUGUAUAAUGUGGCAUAGAUGAAUCAGUGACAGUUACUAAAAAAAAAAAAUAUUCUCACCUAGGAAAAACCACAGAAGUAGUCAUCCAAACAAAUGGCCUCACAGUGACAACUGAACAUACCUCUGGGUCUGAAAAUGUAAGUAACCCAAGGCAUGAAUAUUUUAUGGCUAUAGCUAAAUUGUGAGCUAAUAUAAACUGAUGUACUUUGUGUCAGACUCCUGACAAGUGAAGCAAUUACUCCAAUCACAUAAUUAGAAUGUUCUUCUGUGGCUUCUGUUGAUGCACUAGAGCCCUAGGAAAUCUGAUGCAAAAUAGAUUUCACAGAUAGUUAAGAAUAUUCAACUUUAUUUACAGACAGAAAAUACACAUCAGAGGAAUUAUAACUGGGAAUGUAGAUGAAUUUCGGGUAUAUUUAAACGGGACAGAACAGCAUUCAUAUCCAUGCAGUGAAUUGUUCCAUGAUAGAUCUUCUAAUAAUCAAAUUGGCUACUUUUGAUUGUUAGCCUAAUGAAGAUAAAUUUUGGAGAAGCAAUCAUGGCAGAAAUUGAUUUUCUGGCAACCCACCAAACCCCCUAGGGAUGCCAACCUUGCACUUAAGCACUGGUCAGGUCCAACAAUGUGUGUGUGUGGGGGGGGGGGAAUUGCUAGAUACAAGUCACACCUCAGACAUGCUUAUCUAACCUGUUAUUCUAUCACAAAGAGUUUACAAACUCAAGAGUAACCUGUUACAAUGCCCAGCCAUACUUCACUCCCUCACUUGAUUUCUCCUGAGGUCAGCUGCUGGGUUGUCUGCAGGAGCAGCACUUGAAACACAAACCUUUAAGUCUCUUUUGGAAGAGUUUAUUGGCCAAAGGGGGCAACCCCAAUAUUCUGUGAUGUUUAUGAUGCUAUUAAAAAAAACAAAAAAGGCUGCUUGCUAACUCAGGAGUUACCCAGAUAUCCCAUGCUAGUAAUUUAUGGGUAGGAAAACAUCUCUUUAAAAUUAUGCAUUAAUUUUAUUUAAUCCUACUAUUGUAUAGAGUAGUUGGCUCUUUGUGGUCUCUGUGCAAGCACAUCUUUUGGUUUUUCACCUGUCCAAAAUACUGCUGAGAACUCUCUAAAGUAAAAGUCUAUAAACUGAUACCUCCUCUCAAGGGGGAAAGUCCUCCCACUACACUUAUCUCAUAGGGCAAAACACACACUAUCAUUCUUGGGGUUUUUUUUUUGUCCACUGAAGCAGCAUUGUGGAAAUGUUUAUUUCUUAGUGAAUUUUGUUAGCCAUUUUUCAUAGUUAUGGGCUCAUUUGUUUUCAGUUUCCUUUCAGUUACAGUCUCUGGCCUGUUAAUUUUUAUCAGGAUUUGUAUUUUACUUUUUAUUUGCUUUUCCUCCUGCCCUGGUCACUUAUUGUGCAUCAGACUUCAUUUAAGAAUUGUCAUGGUAGAAAAUGUCAAGUCAACAAAGAAUACAAUAACUACCACCACUGUUUAGGUGAAGAACACAAAACUGAUUCCUGCCUCUUAUUCAAAAAACUUACUAAGCAUUCUGAUCUCAGAACUCUGUAGAGCAGCCAACUGGUUGCAUAGUUUCAUGUUUAUAAAGCAGUAUGCCCAUCCUCACCCACACAUAAUAUCAUAUGACCUUCUCUAUCUUCCGUUUCAGUCAUAGUUUUUAUGUUUUGUUUUUUUUUUACUUCAGAAAUCACCUGCAGAUGUGGCAGAACGUCAGAAAAAACUCUUGUCAUCUGAUGUUGAACACAGUUUAGCUAAAAUAGUGGCAGAAGUAAGUAGCUACUGUUGCAGCCCUUUGAUUUAGUCAGGCUGAUGCAACUUUCAUUGUCUGGGUCAUUUAUCUUAGUUCUUCAAACUUGGGUCCCUAGAUGAUGUUGGACUACAGCUCAGAUCAUCCCUGACCAUUGACUGAGGAUUAUGGGAAUUGUAGUCCAACAAUAUCUGGAGACUUAAGAUAGAAGAACAUUGAUUUAAAUAAUAAUCCUGCGAUACUCUUUGUUGUAGUACUUACUUUCCAUGGAUGCUAAUUCUGAAGGAUUGCUACUUUGACUUAACUAUUUUAUUUCCAAAUUAGUUUUUGUUAUCCUCUGUGGGGGUGGGAAACUGAUUCUCUUAUUUUCCUAAAGAAAAAAAUAAUUUUCAAAUUUUGGCCAGACUUGUCAUAUGUUUAAGUUGGCUGCAAUUAAUGAUAAAGCUGGAGUUGCAAUGUCUCUUUUACAUCAACAGUUUCUCCAUUUUUAAAACUCUCAGAGUGAAAGUGUGGAGUGACUGCUGCUAAAGGAAUUGUAGCAAGCAGACAUUUUUUUUUUAGCAGACUUGCAAUUUACAAAUGAAUGAUACUGUUCAUGUAACAUGCCUGAACUUUUGCCAAAGACGAUACAUCAUCUUUGCAAUGAAUGCUUCCAGCUUUCAUCCUUUUCUUCUUGCCCACACAUCUUUAAUUAAUGUCAUCUUGUGUAUUAACAGCUGCAGGAAAUAUUGCCAGAGGGUAAAGUGGCACUGCAUCGGUCACAAGGACCAAGGAAGAAAGCUGGCAGUCCUGAAAGGAAUUACAGACAAAAGGUAUUUUUGCAGCGAUGGUACAACACACUCAAAUGUUAAACCUGGCACUAAAUAUGCCAUUCUUGAAAGCAGAGUUCUGGAAGCAAAGACAUAAAAUAUCACUUGUGAACAGCACACCACUCUAUAAGUCUGAAAUUAUAUAUACAUAUAUAUAUACAUAUAUAUAUAUAUAUAUAUAUAUAUAUAUAUAUUCAUUCUCUUGUUCUUUGCCCAGAUACUGAAACUUGAUAUAUAUUUGCUAGACCAAAGUUGUCAAAUGUUAGAUAUCUGUUCUUGCUGUAGAUGCUAGCUAACCAUGAUUGCAUUGCUUAUUUGUGGAUAAACUAGAAUUUGACUUGCGUUUUUAAAGUCAGAACCUUUUUUUGAACAUGUAUUUAACCUUCAAGGGUGACAUUUCUGAGAAGCUAUUAUAAACUGUUAGGACAUUCAGUUUAUGUGUAAGACAGAGUAAACAACAGGCAACCAGCGUUUUUAUUUGAACUCCUGGGUUGCCAUAAAUGUUUCACAGGUUUUCAUCUGACUUCUUUACUUCCUUUUCACUUUAUUGGCACAUAAGCGUUUUGAUCACAAUGUGUCAGAUGGCCUUCUAAAAAAGUAUGAAAAGGAUUGUUUUUCUUAAGAUGUUGCCUGUUGUUAAACAGAUUUUUAAAAAUGUAUUUUACUUCUAGUUAAGGCUGGGCAGGUUGAAAAGUUUUGUAGAGGGGCAGCAGGAAGCACACAAGCUCUGCUAGUUUUACAGUAAUGUCAGUCUACGUCCCCAGAGUAGAACUAAGCAGAUCGUGUCAGUUGCUCCUCCAGAUUUCCCUUAGCAAGUAACAUGCCCUCUGACAGCUUUCAAGGUAGGAAUAAUUUAGGUUGUGGAGGACUUAAAACCAAGAACUGGCCAUAGUUGUAUUUAUAACCUCAGAAAAGUAAUUCCUGUGUCUGAUCUUCAUGUCAGAUAUGUCUGAGCAUUUUAGGUCCGGUAAAGAGAAUAUGUAACUGGCCUACAUGGACGUAGGCAGGGGAGGGCUGGUGCCCCCCCAAUCAAGUAAAACAAUAGAAAUAACUAACUGACAAAUCACAUCAGUUCUGCCUUCCCAAGUCCUGCCCUUUCCCCCCCAAUGAAAAUCCUGGCUACACCCAUGCUGGCCUAUAUGCUUACCAUUUCAUACUUGCUUAGAAGCAAGCAGUUUCAUUAAUCAAAAGUGAUGCACAUAUGUGGGACAAUGAAUUUGGAAACCUGGACACUCUGGAAAUUGCCUCUGGUUCAACACAUCAAACCAAGAAAGCCAAAUGUUUCACCUUCCGCAUAUAGAACUCAGGGAAAGUUGUGUCCAGACAAUCCAUGAUGAACAAACACAUUUGAGUUUGUCUCUAAGAAGAUUAUAAUUAAUAAGAAAGGAACACAAUUGGGUUUUUUUUUAAAGGGCUUAUGCCAGGAACCAUUGGGAACAAGAGAGAGAGGUGAUAUAUUUGGCUAUGUUUAGAGAAUCAGAUUGAUAAAAGCACAAACCUUAUAGUGGGGAACUUUCACAUAAUAUGAUCUAAAAUAGAAUAUUAUCCCUACAUGACAGUACCAUUCAACUACAAGCUUUCACCAUAACCACAAAAGGAGGUAACUGCUAGGAUGCCUAUGAAACAAACCUUUUUCCUUUUUGCAGACAAGUGAUCUACCACACCAAGACUUUGGCUAUCCUGAUGUUAACGUUACUGUAGGACAAAGGUAACGCUCUUCAAAAACUGCCUGACAAAGGAUCUCUCUCUCUCUCUCUCUCUCUCUCUCUCUCUCUCACACACACACACACACACGGAGAUAUCAACAGUUCCUUAGAAUUCCUAGUCUUGGAAGUAAACUGAAGAAGUUCUGUUAUGGCUUUCCAUAUGUUGUGGAAAAGAAACUCAUUGAACAUACUGAGUUUGUGAAUAUUUACAGCACAGCAGAGGUAGAGAACUGGAUCAAGCCGUUGGACCAGGUCUUUACCUUCACAAACCCCUGUGGGCCAAGUUAGACUGGUGGACAGAACCCGCCACCUAUUAAUUAUUUGAUGUUACUAUGAUGUCAGAUGACCUGUUUUUUUCCAGGAGAGAAAGGUAUAUGUCCCUUCCCGGGCAUCAACAAUCAGCUGAUUGUUGGCACUUGAGAAGCAUCUGUUCAAGGCCUGUGCUUGGCAGUUGAGAUUAUAGGGGUUUGGGAAGCACUUAGCACAGGACCUGCAAAGCCCUCCUACACAGCACUCUUCAAGUACCAAUAACCAGCUGAUUAUCAUCACUUUGGAAGCAUUGCACUGGGGGCCUUGGUUGAUCGUGGAUGCAAAGCCCCUUUCAUCAAGCCCUGCCUUUACCUUCCUCAUGCCUGCUAUCAUAUAUGAUGGGAAGUGUAGAGUAGAUGGAUGUGGCUUGGCCAAAACAGCCUCGUGAACCAAAUGAGGAUUCCUGGAAUACCUGAUGAGGCCCAUGGGCUGGAAGUUCCUCACCUGAUUUAGAGCUUACUGGGUUGCAUAGGUCAAUAAUCUUACUCUGCAGAUAUAAAACAAUUGUGUGUUAUAUUAGUUUCAAGGGAGGUCAGUAGCUUAACACUCUGAUCCAUGGCUUAGCAUAAAUGAGCAAACAUGGAUUCCCAGAGUGAAGAUGGGGACUGCCGCACUUUCCCCCUGGUCUUGCUGCUGCUAAGCCAUGAUUUGGCUUAGCAUUAUACCCAAACCCUAGCUUGUGGUUUCUCUCUCCCAGACAAGCCUCAAGUGGUAAACCAAGAACAAACCUUGGUUCUAACACCUAAACUAGACAAUUAUUCCAGCUUUUCUUCACAAUUAGUUUAUUUGUGGUGCAAGCAGGUGGUAAUACUUUCUGCUUUUCAGAGCACUUAAUUUUAAUGAUAGAGGGCAGAAUUCAUCUAACCAGCCCUGUCAGUCAAAACCUUGCAUAAGGACUUGCUUGCAUUAUGGGGCUUCCCUCCCCUCCAAAAAAAGAGGCUUUUGGAGGGAUUGGGAGAACUCACAGGAGAGUUGGGAAUCAUUUCAUCUGACAAGGUGAAAUGUUUGUGUAGAAUUGGAAGAGUGCAAUACUUAAAUAGGUUAGUCUGAGGUAGGGAACAAUUGAUUGCUGGGAAGGGGAAAACAAGCAACAAUGGACUAAGCCUUUGGAAGAUAUAUCUUUGUUGGGAUGGGACUUUACUAGUAGUUCAUCAAUUGGCCUAACAAAUGUGCUGCUAGAAAGCUUGAAUGGUUUCCAGAAAAGUUAGGACAGAGAAUUUUCAACAGCAUUAAGCUGUCCAGCCCCUGCCAUUCAGAAUACAAAGUUCCCACCCAGUACCACUCCUGCACCUGUUCUAUACAAAAAUGUUAUUCUGAAUUAUAGUGCUGCAGUUUAGUAAUCUUCUAGUUUCCUGUUUUUCUAGGCUAGGAUGCUGAUCUAGUGUGAGACUACAUGUCUUAAUUUGAAAAGUGUUAGGCAAUGUUUCUCUUUUUAAAAGUAUGAUCAGCAAUAUUGCUUCUUGUGUUUCUAGUGCUAGAAGAAGAAGAAACGCAAUAAAGGAGAAUCCUCCCUCUGUGAAACAAGAUCCUGAAACCAAAUGCCAUGCAGUACCUGGGAGAUCAAGAGAAGGACGUAUACCAAUACGUGUAAAGAUUGCUGCUUUUGCCAUCUUCAUGUUCCUUCUCUUUGUGUAUGUAACUAUGGAAACUAAUUUUCAUAAUCCAUUCACAAGCUUUGCCAAGGGCAAAUGA